GUCAAUGAAAACCUGACAUUAGUCGUAAAUUCUGCCGCUGCAAUUGGUUGCUGCGUGGUUAAUAUCGGACCACAAGAUAUUUCAGAUUGCGCCCGCCACCUUGUGCUUGGCCUGAUCUGGCAGUUUAUCCGAAAGGGCGUCGUUGACUCCAUCACUCUGGCAAACCACUCAGAACUGAUGGCUUUACUGGCUGAGGGUGAGGACAUUGAGCGUCUUCGUGGCCUCAGGCCAGAAGAAUUGUUAAUGCGUUGGGUGAAUUAUCACUUGGAACGUGCGGGUGUCUCUCGCCGGCUGACCAAUUUCAACAAUGACGUUUGCGACUCUGUAAUCUAUGCUCAUCUGCUGCAACAGAUAGCCCCUAGUGACAAGAAAGAUUGUCUGGUAUCGGCUGUCGAAGUGCUUUCAACACAGGACAAUUGCAAAAGGGCUACUCUCGUAUUAAACAAUGCUAAAACACUGAAUGCCAACACCUUCCUCACUCCAGAAGAUAUUUACUUGGCAAAUGAGAAAGGAAAAAAUCAACGGGAUCGCUUGAAUCUUGGUUUUCUGGCAACCCUUUUCAACAUGUAUCCUGGCCUCGAGAAACCAAAGGAAGUCGAGCAACUGGAAAUUGAGCAGGAGAAUCUAGAAGAGAAGACAUACAGGAACUGGAUGAACUCCUUGGGCGUUGAGCCCUACGUAACGCAUUUAUAUCAUGGUUUGUCAUCAGGCGUUGUGCUACUCCAACUGAUCGACCACAUCCGGUCGGAAACCGUCGACUGGACACGGGUCACAACCAAGUUUGACCCCAAAAAACAGAUAUUCCAGAAACAGGGCAAUUGUAAUCUGGCGCUAGAAUAUGCAAAAAAAAUAGGAUUGAAGUUUGUAAACCUGAGUGGUGAAGACAUUCGAGAAGGCGAAAAGAAACUGGUACUGGGCGCCUGUUUUCAGCUGAUGCGAAGCUACACAUUCAAGCUUCUUCGGCAGGUAUGUGGAUUUCUAAUAGAACAAUCAGAUAUUUUAUGCAAAAAAAUGUUAGGUUUCGAAGAACCUCUUGCUUCAAAAUUGUUGAGCUUAUUUCCAUUUCGAAUGAAAGUGUUAGGUGAAAAGAUUCAAGGGCCGGCCCCACCAGAAGAUGAAGGCGGAUACCUCAAGACCAGCUGUCGAUUGACCAUACUGGAACAUUCUUGA
Molecule: messenger RNA, 1170 nt
Organism: Protopolystoma xenopodis
Lineage: Eukaryota; Metazoa; Platyhelminthes; Monogenea; Polystomatidea; Polystomatidae
Source: the annotation of a GenBank genome assembly